Molecule: messenger RNA, 699 nt
Organism: Mesorhabditis spiculigera
Lineage: Eukaryota; Metazoa; Nematoda; Chromadorea; Rhabditida; Rhabditidae
Source: the annotation of a GenBank genome assembly
AUGAACGAGGCCGACGCCCACAGCCAACCGCGAGACCAAGCCGCAGAAACGGCUUCCUCGGCCCUCGCCCCUCAUCAACCCGCCGCUAAAUCGCCCACGGCCAGCAAACUCUACGAGGAGGCCGAUGUCGACGAGCUGUCGCCAGAAGAAGCCAUGAAAGUUGAUGACACAGCCCUCGCCAACUCCUCGCCCUCGGCCAGCAAGGGAAAACAAACUUUCGCGGAGUACCUUACGAAGCUGAGGGAUGUCGAGCAGUCUCUAAGGAUUCUUCGCAACAAAGACCGUGCACUUUCGAUCCAGCGAUCGCGGGCUGAAGCAAAAGAGAAUGCUCUACUACGGAAAUACGGCGAGACUGACGCAGCCCGCCUCGCGACCAAAAAGGAAUUCGAACGAGUGAUGGCUGUAUAUGACACAAGCGUCGGUAACUGCCACGAAAUCCCGCGGCGUGGAAGGUAUCGGUGCACCGUCGCCCUCGGCAAACGAAAUCCUACGGCGUGGCAAGGCGUGAGCCACAGUCGCUAUCGCCCUCGGCACCCGAAAUCCUUCGGCGUGGAAAGGUAUCGGUCACCGUCGCCCUCGGCACCCGAAAUCCUGCGGCGUGGAAAGGUAUCGGUCGCUAUCGCCCUCGGCACUCGAAAUCCUUCGGCGUCGAAAGUCGCUAUCGCCCUCGGCACUCCGAAAUCCUUCGGCGUCGAAAGG